Rotaria sp. Silwood1 is the source of this 1551-nucleotide messenger RNA. The record is from the annotation of a GenBank genome assembly. Lineage: Eukaryota; Metazoa; Rotifera; Eurotatoria; Philodinida; Philodinidae.
AUGGUAACUCUAUUUGAAAAUCCUCAUGAAUCGCCAUUGGCAAUGUUUCUCAUGCAAGUAUUUAUUACAUUAAUUGUGUGUAAAUUUCUUGCUAAAUUAUUAUCAUUCAUUCGUCAACCACAAGUUAUUGGACAAAUUAUUGCUGGAAUUAUUUUUGGUCCAUCUAUUCUUGGUUAUGCUCAUGGUUGGACUGAAGCUAUUUGGCCAGCAUCAAGUCUAAAAGUUUUUCAAUUGAUAGCCAAUUUGGGUUUAAUUUUUUUCAUGUUUUUUCUUGGAUUAGAACUUGAUUUAGAACAAAUAAAAGCAAAUUGGAAAAUAACUAUUCCAGUUGCUUGUGCUAGUAUAAUCUUUCCUGUUGGUAUUGGAUGUGCAGUUGCUUUAUGGUUCUAUCAAUUGAAUGAUGGAAUAGAAACAAGUAAAACAGCAUUUAUUCUAUUUAUUGCUUCUGGUUUUGGAUUUUCGGCAUUUCCUGUCUUAGCUACAUUGCUAAAUUCAAUGAAUUUACUUAAUGAACCAAUUGGUAUUCAAACAAUAUCUUUAGCUGCAGUAGAAGAUAUUGUUGUAUGGGUAGUUUUAGCUGUAGCUAGUGCUUUUUCAUCAGGUGGUUCAGCACUUCAAGGUCUUUAUACUUUAUUACUUACAAUGGCUUUUAUUUUAAUCAUGGUUAUUAUUAUUCGACCAAUUUUUAAUUUAAUUCAUGGUUAUUAUCUACGUCGUGAAAAUGAUUGUAAUGUUUAUAUUGUUGUUGGCUGUUUUUUACUUCUUCUUAUUGCAUCAUUUACAACAGAAGUCAUGGGUAUUCAUGCAUUUUUUGGUGCAUUCAUUGCUGGUCUAUGUAUUCCACGAAAAGGUGAAUUAGUUGAGUUUUUAUCUAUACGUAUUGAAUUAAUUAUUGUUGAAUUUUUCUUACCUCUUUAUUUUGCUAAUAGUGGUUUAAAAACACGUUUAAAUCUUUUAAAUACAGGUCGAGCAUGGUGGACAUUAGUUAUUCUUAUACUUUUAGCUUCUAUAGCAAAAAUAGUUCCAGUAACAUUAGCAACAAAAUUAUGUACACGAAAAUCAUGGAAUUAUUGUGCAUCAAUGGGAGUUUUAAUGAAUACUCGUGGUAUAGUUCAAUUAGUUGUCUUAAAUAUUGGUGUACAACUUAAAGUUAUAUCACCUGUUAUAUUUGCAAUGUUUGUUUUAAUGGCAACUAUUUUAACAUUUCUUACAUCACCUAUUUUAUAUCUUCUUUAUCAACGUAAUGCUGCAUUAAAACUUUUAGAAGAAUCGAAUACAACAACUGAUAUUAAUUUAGCUGAACAAGGAGAAAAAAAAUUUGAAAAAAGUAAAGAAGAUCUUGCUACAAUAUCGGUAGGCGAACUUGGAACAAUAUCACAAAAUAAUAUAUCAAAUGAACCGACAAAAAUAAAUACAAACGAUUCAAGUUUUCAUAUACCAUCAAGUCAUCAUCGUAGUACUCCAAGAAGUUUUCAUUAUGAUGAAAGACGUCGAUCAACAAUACAUGAUAAUGAAAAUUUAAGAAGACCUAGUCGAAUGACUCUGUUUUAA